UUUAUGCUCCCCUCUGGUUUGUUCGCGCUCCGGAGCGUUGUGUCAGGAUCGAAGUGACUGGACCGAGAAGAUCCGAGAGGAGGGCCUGUCCCCGCAACACAGAGGCAGGUCUGAGGCUAGGCGACGCCGCCCGGGGUAUCGCGCGCCAAGCUCGGGAGAGUGACCGCCGUGCCCGCGUCUCGCCUCAUCUCCCGCAGCUCCCGGGCCCGCUCCGUCCACCGAGUCCGAUGGCGACGGCGGCGCUGAGGGACCCGCCUGAGGUUGGUGUGACCUUUGAGGACAUUGCCCUGUACUUCUCCUGGGAGGAAUGGAAGCUCCUUGAUGAGGCUCAGAGACACCUGUACCAUGAUGUGAUGCUGGAGAACUUUGCACUUUUAUCUUCACUGGGUGUCUGGAGUGGAGAAGAGAAUGUUGAGGCAUCCUUUGAACAGAAUGUUUCUGUGGUAAUGUCACAGGUCAGGACUUCCAAGGAACCUUCAUCUUCCCAGAAGACUCACCCCUGUGAGAUGUGUGGUCCAAUCUUGAGAGACAUUUUCCAUUUGACUGAGCAGCAGGGAACACAACACAGCCAGAAACUGUUCAAGUGUAGGGCAUGUGCAAAAGGAUUUUAUUUCAGUGCAGACACUCAGCAGCACCAGGAGCAACACAUGCAAGAAAAACCGUUCAUAAUCGGUGUGGACAGGGCCUCAUUUGUGAAGAGCAGCAAUUUCCAUGUGUCAGGGGAGGCUUUUACCUGCAAGAAAGUUGCAGAGGACUUCCUAGCCACCUCAGGACAUCUGAAUCAACAGGCCAUUCACACUGGGGAAAAGCCAAACACAGUCACCCACUGCAUGGAAACUUUACAAAGCAGAAAAAGUCAUUGCACCAGGGGAGAAUGCAAGAAAGCCUUCAGCCCCAAACACACACUUGUUCAGGCCCAGAGUGUCUACACUGAAAGACAGUGUUUUAUGUGCAGUGAAUGUGGGAAAACAUUCAAGUAUAAAUCCUCAUUUGUUGUGCACCAGAGAAUUCACACUGGUGACAGGGUUUAUGACUGUGGCGACUGUGGAAAAUCUUUUAGGGGAAGCUCAGCCCUCAUUCAACAUCGAAGAAUUCAUACUGGGGCAAGGCAGUACAAGUGCAGCAAAUGUGGGAAAUCCUUUAGCCAAGAAUUUGUCUUCAUUUAUCCUCAGAGGAGUCACACUGGAGAAGAUUGCCACAUUUGCCAUCAGUGUGCACAAUCUUUUAGCCAUAGCUCCAUCUAUUUUCAACAACAGACAGUUCACACUGGAGAAAUGAGUUAUGAGUGCACUGAAUGUAGGAAGCCCUUUAGACGAAAAUCUGACCUCAUUGAACACUGGAGGGUUCACACAGGAGAAAGGCCUUAUGAGUGCAGUGAAUGUGGGAAAUCCUUUACUUCUAGCUCCGCCCUUCGUUAUCAUCAGAGAGUUCACACUGGAGAAAAGCCUUAUAAAUGUGGGGAAUGUGGGAAGUCUUUUACCUCUAGCUCUGGCCUACGUUAUCAUCAGAGAAUUCACACAGGAGAAAGGCCAUAUGAGUGUACUGAUUGUGGAAAGUCUUUUACCCAAAUAAAUCACCUCAUUAUACACCGAAGAGUUCACACAGGAGAAAGGCCUUAUGAGUGUAGUGAAUGUGGGAAAUCCUUUAGCCACAAAUCUUACCUGUCUCAACACCAGAGAGUUCACACUGGAGAAAGGCCUUAUGAAUGUAGUGAAUGUGGGAAAUCUUUUACCUCUGGUUCCGCCCUCUGUUAUCAUCAGAGAGUUCACACAGGAGAAAAACCUUAUGAGUGCAGUGAAUGUGGGAAAUCCUUUACCAAUGGACCGAUACUCAUUCGACACCGUAGAGUUCACACAGGAGAAAGGCCUUAUGAGUGCAGUGAAUGUGGGAAAUCCUUUACCCAAAGAAAUCAUCUCAACAUACACCAGAGAGUUCACACAGGAGAAAGACCUUAUGAGUGCAUUGAAUGUGGGAAAUCUUUUACCUCUGGUUCUGCCCUUCGUUAUCAUCAGAAAAUUCACAUUGGAGAAAGGCCUUAUGAGUGCAGUGAAUGUGAGAAAUCUUUUACCUCUAGCUCUGCCCUCCGUUGUCAUCAGAGAGUUCACACAGGAGAAAGGCCUUUUGACUGCAGUGAAUGUGGUAAAUCUUUUAGGGACAGUUCCCAAUUGAAUCAACACCAGAGAGUUCACACUGGAGAAAAGCCUUAUGAAUGUAGUGAUUGUGGGAGAUCCUUUAGCCAGAAUUCAUACCUCUCUAAACACCGGAGAGUUCACACUGGAGAAAGGCCUUAUGAGUGCAGUGAAUGUGAGAAAUCUUUUACUUCUGUCUCUGCCCUUGGUUAUCAUCAGAGAGUUCACACUGGAGAAAGGCCUUAUAAGUGCAGUGACUGUGGGAAAUCUUUUACCAAUAGCUCAAUACUGAUUCGCCAUCGGAGAGUUCACACAGGAGAAAGGCCUCAUGCAUGUAGUGACUGUGGAAAGUCCUUUACCCAAAGAAUUCACCUCAUAAUUCACCGGAGAGUUCACACAGGAGAAAGGCCUUAUGAGUGCAGUGAAUGUGGGAAAUCUUUUACCUCUCGUUCCACCCUUCAUUAUCAUCAGAGAGUUCACACAGGAGAAAAGCCUUAUGACUGCAGCGAAUGUGGGAAGUCUUUUAGCCGAAAAUCUAACCUCUCUCAGCACCAGCGAGUUCACACUGGAGAAAGGCCUUAAAUGUCUUGCGGGAUCUUAGUUUCCCAACCAGGCCUCAUCAGUGAAAGUGCAGAGUCCUAACUACUGGACUGCCAGGGAAUUCCCAUUUUUUUCAUUCUUACCAGCAGUGUAUGAGAGCUCCAUUUCUUCCACAUCCUGUUUCAUGAUGAGCAUUUCUUCAGAUCCAUAUUUGCUACCUCUGUAUCUUUAGUGAAAUGUUCAUAUCUUCUGCCUAUUCUGUGAAUUUUGGCUAUUUUCUUCCUUUCACAAAAGAACAGUGAAACAGCCAAGUUGUAUUGGAAUUUCACUCAUUUUGUGACUUUUUAAUUUAUGGAAUAAUUGUU
Messenger RNA from Lagenorhynchus albirostris (white-beaked dolphin), 3034 nucleotides. Its product is annotated as zinc finger protein 345-like. Gene Ontology annotation, molecular function: RNA polymerase II cis-regulatory region sequence-specific DNA binding; DNA-binding transcription factor activity. Gene Ontology annotation, biological process: regulation of transcription by RNA polymerase II. The transcript has 5 exons. NCBI's taxonomy places the organism in Eukaryota, Metazoa, Chordata, Mammalia, Artiodactyla, Delphinidae. The record is from RefSeq and is a predicted model, not a curated record. The coding region runs from base 228 to 2711 and encodes 827 amino acids.